This is a messenger RNA of Mesitornis unicolor (brown roatelo), 398 nucleotides long. It is a transcript of the gene CYYR1, whose product is annotated as cysteine/tyrosine-rich 1. The transcript has 3 exons. NCBI's taxonomy places the organism in Eukaryota, Metazoa, Chordata, Aves, Mesitornithiformes, Mesitornithidae. The annotation marks the transcript as partial. The record is from RefSeq and is a predicted model, not a curated record.
CAGAAGAUUGCCUGGCUCAGUGCGAUAAUGACUGCAAAGCUUACUGCUGUGAUGGGACUACUCCCUACUGCUGUUCCUAUUAUGCCUACAUUGGGAAUGUCCUUUCAGGCACAGCGAUAGCUGGAAUUGUUUUCGGUAUAGUAUUUAUAAUGGGAGUAAUUGCCGGGAUUGCCAUCUGUAUCUGCAUGUGCAUGAAGAGCAACCGUGGGACUCGAGUAGGGGUCAUCCGAACGACGCACAUCAACGCUAUCAGCACGUUCCCAGUGGCUCCACCACCAUACAGUUACGAAUAUGAAAUGGAGUACCCAGCUGACCUACCUCCACCUUACACGCCAACUCCACAGACUUCAAUACAGUAUCCCCCACCCCCUCCAUACCCGGGAUAUUCAGGAAAAUAA